Molecule: messenger RNA, 2226 nt
Organism: Marmota flaviventris (yellow-bellied marmot)
Lineage: Eukaryota; Metazoa; Chordata; Mammalia; Rodentia; Sciuridae
Gene: Hhipl2
Product: HHIP like 2
Source: RefSeq, a predicted model, not a curated record
CAGGGAAGCCAACCUGAGCAAACCGCAGCCGGAGGGAGUGUUCCCAAGGCCAAAAUGCUGAGAAAGCCCAAGCCCGAUCUGCGUGAUGGUCGCUGUUCCUGGGGCCCCAGGCUCUCUCCCGGCACUGUCUGUCUAUGUCUCACAUUUGUGGGCCAGAUGGGCUUGCUGCGGGGACACCCCCAGUGCCUGGAUUAUGGGCCUCCCUUUCGGCCUCCCCUGCACCUUGAGUUUUGCUCCGACUAUGAGUCCUUUGGCUGCUGUGACCAGCGCAAGGACAACCGCAUCGCCACUCGGUACUGGGACAUCAUGAACUAUUUCGAUCUGAAGGGCCAUAAGCUGUGCGGAGGUUACAUUAAAGACAUCCUUUGCCAGGAAUGUUCGCCCUAUGCAGCCCACCUCUACGAUGCCGAGAACCCUCACACACCCCUCCGGAACCUUCCUGGGCUCUGCUUUGACUACUGCUCGGCAUUCCAUUCUGACUGUCACUCUGCCAUCUCCCUCCUAACCAAUGACCGAGGUCUCCGAGAGUCCCACAAAAAGGAUGGUGCCCACUUCUGCCAACUCCUCAAUCUUCCGGACAAGGAUUACUGCUUCCCCAACGUCCUGAGGAAUGACCAUCUCAAUCGCAACCUGGGGGUGAUGGCCGAGGACCAUCAGGGCUGCCUGCAGCUCUGCCUGGCCGAGGUGGCCAAUGGGCUCAGGAACCCGGUCUCCAUGGUGCACGCCGGGGACGGCACCCAUCGCUUCUUUGUGGCCGAGCAGGUGGGAGUGGUGUGGGUGUAUCUGCCUGACGGGAGUCGCCUGGAGCAACCUUUCCUGGAUCUCAAGAGCAUCGUACUGACCACUCCAUGGAUCGGGGAUGAGAGGGGCUUCUUGGGAUUGGCUUUUCACCCCAAAUUCCGUCGCAACAGAAAGUUCUAUAUUUAUUAUUCAUGCCUGGGCAAGAAGAAGGUAGAAAAGAUCCGGAUUAGUGAGAUGAAGGUUUCUCAGGCUGAUCCCAAUAAAGCUGACCCCAAAUCGGAGAGGGUCAUCUUGGAGAUAGAAGAACCAGCCUCAAAUCAUAAUGGUGGACAACUUCUUUUUGGUCUGGAUGGCUACAUGUACAUAUUCACUGGGGAUGGAGGGCAGGCUGGGGAUCCCUUUGGCAAAUUUGGAAAUGCUCAGAACAAAAGUUCCCUGCUUGGGAAAGUGUUAAGGAUCGAUGUGAAUGGGGCAGGCUCUGACAGCAAGCGCUACCAAGUGCCCUUGGACAAUCCCUUUGUUUCUGAGCCAGGGGCCCACCCCGCCAUCUACGCCUAUGGGAUCAGAAACAUGUGGCGCUGUGCUGUGGACCGAGGGGACUCCAUUACACGCCAGGGUCGAGGCCGGAUGUUCUGUGGGGACGUGGGCCAGAACAGGUUUGAAGAAGUUGACCUCAUUGUUAAAGGCGGGAACUAUGGAUGGAGGGCAAAGGAAGGGUUUGAGUGUUACAACAAAAAUCUUUGUCACAAUGCCUCUUUGGAUGACAUUCUGCCAAUCUAUGCUUAUGGCCACGCAGUGGGGAAGUCAGUCACUGGGGGCUAUGUCUAUCGUGGAUGUGAAUCUCCAAAUCUCAAUGGCCUCUAUAUCUUUGGAGACUUCAUGAGUGGUCGACUUAUGGCUUUGCAGGAAGAUAGAAAAACCCAGAAAUGGAAGAAGAGAGACAUUUGCCUGGGGAGCACCUCGUCUUGUGCUUUCCCAGGGUUGAUCAGCACCUAUAGCAAGUUCAUCAUCUCCUUUGCUGAAGAUGAAGCAGGGGAGUUGUAUUUCCUGGCCACCUCUUACCCAAGUGCCUACGCGCCACAUGGAUCUAUUUACAAAUUUGUUGAUCCUUCAAGGCGAGCACCCCCAGGCAAGUGCAAAUAUAAGCCAUUGCCGGUGAAGAUCACCAGUAAGCGAAUCCAAUUCAGGCCACUUGCUGUGACAGUCUUGGACUUGCUAAAGGAGCAGUCGGAGAAAGCUGCUAGACAAUCAUCCAAUGCCACAUUAGCUUCUAGCUCACACCAGGCUUCAUCUCAGAGAGGCUUCUCCAAGAAGCCUGCUUCUCCCACAAGCAGUAAGAAGACGUCACGAAGGCCUGGUGCAAAGAAGAAAGCCAGAGUGUGGUCCCCAGGCCCCCAGGGGAAGAGGAAGAAGAACCCGCAAACCCACUGUGGUGGGAUAAAGCCAUCGGCAAAGCAGAGGCCAUCAGGCAGAAGUCUCCCUUGA